GUAUGCACGGCAUAAAGUUUUCAGGUAUUGCUCAGAGCACCGUAAUAAGCGCAAUGACGAAGGCCACAAACUGACUUCACUCUUUUCGCAAAGAUAUACGAAGACUAUUUAACAACGAUGAGGAUAGUCCUGCUUACUGCCUUUACCUACUACAAUGUUGCUUGCUUCGCACCUGUACAUGGUAAAGCAACUUCUUCCCACCGCUGCUCGAUGAUGCCAGCAGAGGAUGGUGACUGUGAUAGUGAAACUGAUAAGUGGUACUAUAAUAAAAAUGAAGGAAAGUGUGUAAUUUUAUGUACGGAGAUUGUCCAAGAGCAAAUAACAUAUUUGGCAGCGCAGAAGAGUGCGAAAAGGAAUGCAUGAAGGGAGGAGGGAAAGAAGUGAAAAAUGAGUCGAGCGAAGAAAAUCCGCGUGGAGGUGGAAGACGUCAUGAUGAAGGGUCAGAAGAAACGAGCCGAGAAUUUCGUAAAGGACACGGGCGUGGCACGAAGCCUGGUCGUUCUGAAACGCAGCACAAGAAACAACGUAGACCAAGUAGACCAAUCAAACAAAAGCCCACCUCUGUAGGGAAACAGCGACCAACACGUGGUUCCGAAGAAAACGAGGCGGGCACUAGCAGUGAAAGCGAGAAAGGACAUGGCGGCACCCAACGGCCGACAAAGUCUGGUGGACAGCACCACCCAAAACGUAGACCAACAAAACCAACGAAGGGGAGACCCGGAGGUGGAACAAAACUUCGGGCACCUUCGUCACCAGGUCAUAGCCUGAAAGGAACUUGCGGAGCACGACCAAGGAGAGGAAAGUGCGAAGAAAACAGCGGCAUGUGGUACAACGAUGCCGAUUUCUACACUUGCUCUCGUGUGCGUGAAGGGAUGUGUCCAACUGGCGGUUCGUUCUUUGAAAGCUGUGAAGACUGCAUGCGAAAAUGUCGAAGGCAUAUGCUCAAAACGUGCGCGUACAAGACUUGAACGUGCAACCUGGCCAAGAUUUCUGCACUUAUGCAGUUUGAAAUAGU
This is a messenger RNA of Rhipicephalus sanguineus (brown dog tick), 1015 nucleotides long. Its product is annotated as papilin-like. Gene Ontology annotation, molecular function: serine-type endopeptidase inhibitor activity. Bases 294 to 968 code for a protein of 224 amino acids. Lineage: Eukaryota; Metazoa; Arthropoda; Arachnida; Ixodida; Ixodidae. The record is from RefSeq and is a predicted model, not a curated record. The transcript has 7 exons.